Molecule: messenger RNA, 4052 nt
Organism: Gastrolobium bilobum
Lineage: Eukaryota; Viridiplantae; Streptophyta; Magnoliopsida; Fabales; Fabaceae
Product: kinesin-like protein KIN-4A
Exons: 26
Coding region: 492-3581 (1029 amino acids)
Biological process (GO): mitotic spindle organization; microtubule-based movement
Molecular function (GO): ATP binding; microtubule binding; microtubule motor activity
Source: RefSeq, a predicted model, not a curated record
GUGAAGACACUUGGACGCUUGGACUUGCCACGAGGAGAAAAAGAGAAGCCAAUAGUUAUUAUGGAGCUUUGUGCUUUGUGUAUAACAGAGAGAGAGAGAGAAAGUGAAGAGAGAGAGUGCAUCGCCACAUAACAUUCACCAUAGCCAUAGAUUCGAAGUAAUACAAGUAGUGAAGAAGAAGAAAAGUGAUACUGUUAGUGUUGUUAUCACUGAUCUUGUUGCUUAGCGGUUUCUGCUCCGCUACUCUUCAAUCCACGCUUCCUUCUUCGUUUUCUCCCAACAACCACCACUUCCUCUCUCUCUCUCUCUCUCUCUCUCUCUCUUGCUGUUAAAUCUACCUUAUCUCACUCUCUCUCUUCUUGUGCUGUUUGCUGCUGCUGCAUCGUUUUCUUCAUUCUAAUCCUAACUGAUUAGACAAACAAACAUUAACACUUGUUUCCUCUUCGUGAAACCUCGAUUAAACGCUUCCUCCUUUCUUUUUUGGUCUUCUGAUGGAAACAUCGGAGAAUUGCUCUGUGAAAGUUGCUCUUCACAUUCGUCCCCUCAUUGCCGAUGAACGACAACAAGGUUGCUCUGAAUGUGUUUCCGUUACACCUGGAAAGCCUCAGGUUCAAAUUGGGUCACACUCCUUUACAUUUGAUCAUGUUUAUGGAAAUGGUGGGUCUCCUUCAGCUGACAUGUUUGAGGAAUGCAUUGCUCCAUUGGUUGAUGGCUUAUUCCAAGGAUACAAUGCUACUGUACUUGCUUAUGGUCAGACAGGAUCUGGGAAAACGUAUACCAUGGGAACUGGAUAUAGUGACAAUUAUCAGAAUGGAUUAAUUCCUCAGGUUAUGAAUGCCUUGUUCAACAAGAUAGAAACACUAAAACAUCAAGCAGAAUUUCAGUUGCAUGUCUCCUUCAUUGAGAUUUUGAAGGAAGAGGUGAACGACUUGUUGGAUACAGUAUCUAUGGGCAAACCAGAAACCUCUAAUGGCCAUUAUGGAAAAGUAACUAUUCCCGGGAAGUCACCAAUACAGAUUCGUGAAACAUCAAAUGGAGUAAUAACACUGGCAGGGUCAACUGAAGUUGCUGUAAGUACAUUGCAGGAGAUGGCUGCUUGCUUGGAGCAGGGUUCCUUAAGUAGGGCAACAGGAAGUACAAAUAUGAACAACCAGUCCAGUCGGUCACAUGCCAUCUUCACAAUUACAUUAGAACAGAUGCACAAGCUCCAUUCAGUUUCUCCCAGCAAUGACACUUCAGAUGCGGAUAUGGGUGAAGAAUACCUUUCAGCAAAGCUUCAUUUAGUAGAUCUAGCUGGAUCAGAACGAGCCAAAAGAACAGGUUCUGAUGGUAUUCGUUUAAAAGAAGGCAUACACAUCAAUAGAGGUCUUCUUGCACUUGGUAAUGUCAUAAGUGCACUGGGAGAUGAGAAAAAGCGAAAGGAGGGUGUGCACGUCCCUUAUCGGGAUAGCAAGCUUACUCGACUCUUACAGGAUUCACUCGGUGGAAACAGCAAAACUGUCAUGAUAGCUUGCAUUAGCCCUGCUGACAUAAAUGCUGAGGAAACUCUUAAUACACUCAAAUAUGCAAACCGUGCACGCAAUAUUCAAAAUAAGCCUGUUGCUAAUCGAGAUUUAAUAUCCAAUGAGAUGCAGCAAAUGCGCCAGCAGUUAAAGUACUUGCAGGCUGAACUCUGUUCUAGGGGAGGAGCUCCAGCUGAUGAAACUCGGGUUCUUAAGGAAAGGAUUGCUUGGCUUGAGGCAACUAAUGAGGAACUCUGUCGAGAACUUCAUGAAUAUCGCAGUAGAUGUGCUUUUGUAGAGAGAUGUGAAAUUGAUGAACCAGAUGGACAUAUUUAUCUCGUCAAAAAUGAUGGGAUUGAGAGACACUUUCAGAGCUCAGAUUCAUCUGACCAUCCCAUGACUGAAAGUAUAUCAGGGGAGGAAUCAAGGGAAACUGAUGAAGCAGCAAAAGAGUUCGAGCAUGCACUCUUGCAGAAUACCAUGGAUAAAGAGAUGAAUGAGUUAAAUAAGCGCUUGGAGCAGAAAGAGUCUGAGAUGAAGCUCAUGGGAGUUGAUACUGAAGCACUCAAACUGCAUUUCGGGAAGAAAAUUAUGGAACUUGAGGAAGAGAAAAGAAAAGUGCAGCAACAAAGGGACCGUUUGUUGCAUGAGGUAGAGAAUCUUGCUGCUAAUUCAGAUGGACUAGCACAGAAAACUCAAGAUGUUCGUGGCCAAAAAUUGAAAGCAUUGGAAGCACAGAUUUUAGACCUCAAGAAGAAACAAGAAAGCCAGGUUCAGCUACUAAAGCAAAAGGAGAAGAGUGAAGAAGCUGCAAAGCGACUGCAAGCUGAAAUACAGUAUAUCAAGGCUCAGAAGGUUCAGUUGCAGCAUAAAAUGAAGCAAGAGGCAGAACAAUUUCGACAAUGGAAGGCAUCUCGUGAGAAGGAGUUACUCCAGUUGAAAAAGGAGGGAAGAAGGAAUGAGUAUGAAAGACAUAAACUUGAGGCUCUAAACCAGCGGCAAAAACUGGUUCUUCAAAGGAAGACAGAGGAAGCAACAAUGGCUACGAAAAGGCUAAAAGAAUUGUUGGAAGCCCGUAAAUCUUCUGCACGUGACAACUCUGUUUAUUCAAAUGGACAUCUCCAGCCUGGACAGGUCAAUGAAAAAUCCCUCCUGAGGUGGCUUGAUCAUGAGCUGGAGGUCAUGGUACAUGUGCAUGAAGUCCGUGCUGAAUUUGAUAAACAAAGCCAAGUGCAAGCUGCACUGGAAGAAGAGUUGACUUUACUGAAACAAACGGAUCAGUUUUCAGAUGGGCAGAGUAUCUCCAUCGGAAAGAGCAGCUAUUCGACACUAUUAUCCAUGUCACCAGAUGUAAAAGUUGCGAGAAUAGCUUCUCUUGAGAAUAUGCUGGGCAUGUCUUCAGUUGCUUUGAAAGCCAUGGCUUCACAACUUACUGAGGCAGAAGAGAGGGAACGUACAUUAAAUAACCGUGGACGUUGGAACCAGUUACGCUCGAUGGGAGAUGCAAAGAAUGUGCUCCAGUAUUUGUUCAAUGCUACAGCAGAAGCAAGGUGCCAAUUGUGGGAAAAGAAUAUGGAACUUAAGGACUUGAAAGAGCAACUAAAUGAGCUUGUAAGAGUACUACAACAAAGUGAAGCACAUAGAAUAGAACUUGUAAAGGAGCAAAAAAUUAGGGAACAAGCUGUUGCCAUCGCAUUGAAUGCAUCAGCAUUGGAAAGCUCACGGUCCUUGAAACACCUUGCGGAUGAAAUGAGUGGUCCAUUGUCUCCCAUGUCACUUCCUGCACCAAAGCAACUCAAAUUCACCCCUGGAGUUGUUAAUGGAUCAGUCAGGGAGUUUGAUACAUUUCUAGAUGAAUCACGAAAGAUGAUACCCAUUGGAGAGUUGUCAACAAAGAGGCUAGCAGCUAUAGGACAAGGAGGAAAACUUUGGAGGUGGAAGAGAAGUCAUCAUCAAUGGCUGCUACAGUUUAAAUGGAAGUGGCAGAAGCCCUGGAAACUUUCAGAAUGGAUCAAACACAAUGAUGAGACAAUUAUGAGGUCAAGGCCUCGAGCACAAGCUUUGAUUAAUGUGAUGUGAUGUUCAGCUCAUACUAAGGGACAUUAUUACGACUAAUAUUGACCGCCGUGUGUUUCUACACGGCUUGACUAGAGUACAGAUAAUUGCAGGCAUGAUGUAAAUUGGAUGAGUUUCCUGGUAUUUGUCAGGGCCUUUUUGCUGAGAUACAGUUUGGUUGUUGGAGAUAGUACAGUUAUGGUUCUGUAUGAAAGUUGUAACAACACAUGGUAGGCGUAUGCUGACAUUGACAAUAUCAGAGGAAAGAACUAGUUUAGAAGGUUGAAAGGGAAAACGUUGCACUCCUUUUGCCUAUAAUAGAAUAUAUACUAUGCGAUGAAGCUGUUCCGUGUUAGUUCUGUAGUUUUUUGCCCCCCUUAAAUUUUGUAAAUUGUGAUCAGUACAACGGGAAUGUCUUGUUUAUACAGAUGAAAUAUUUCCCCAAAUUGCACGUGAAGUAUGAUCUUAGCUAAUUGUCUUAGUAAUUGAUGCUUU